AUGGAUUCCACUAUCGCCCCAGCCUUGGAUAACAGCAGGAAUUCGCGGUCUACGUUGGCUUGUCUGCCAUGCCGCUCACGUCACGUCAAAUGCGACGGAAAACAACCGAGUUGUAGCCGCUGCGAUGCGGGCGCCAAGCAGUGCCUCUACGCUCGGUCGCGUCGCGGGGGCCUCGACCGCGCAACUCUGGCAGAGCGGCGCAAACAACGGGCGGCCGCCUCGCAAGCGGGAUCGCAGCAACCGGAAAAAUCUCGAUCCCAGCUCGUCGAGAUAGACUCCCACAGCAGUUGGAGCCCACGCGAUGCAGGAACUGCAAGCGACGGGUCUAGUAUGGCAUCGCCCGCUGCGAUCCAAAUUCACGCUGACAACAUUGCGAAUGAUCCGUUAAUCGACUCAUACUACAGGAAUUUCCACAACUUCCACCCUUUCCUACUUCCCCAAAGUCACCUGAUGAAAAUCUACCAAGAUCCAAGCAGACAGUCUAGCUUACGACCCCUCAUCGCGACCGUACGCUUGGUCGGAUAUAUAGUCAAAGCGCGAGGAUGGUCACUUCCGCUCAAGGAAUACGCCGAGGCCUGGUUCUUGCAAGCACCACCGACAGACCCGGUUCUCGUUCAGUGUCGACUUCUUUACUCCAUCGUCCUAUUUUGGUACGACUACAAAGCUGAUGCCAAAUCGCAAAUAGACGCUGCCAUCCACCUUGCCAUUGAGUUACAAAUGUUUCGUCAAGAGUUCGCGGCGGAGCAUGGAGCCAGUGACCCGGUCGUGAAGGAAUGCUGGAGGCGAACAUGGUGGAUGUUAUAUACUGUGGAUGCAUACUUUGCGGGCACUCUGGGAACCAUGACUUCUGAGCUUCUCGACAUUGAUGCAACCGUCGAGUUGCCAUGUGAGGAAUCAGAGUAUGAGUCGGGGGAUAUCCCCAAAUCUAAAACACUUCAAGAGUUCGACUGCCGGGAAUUCGCCUCUGAUGAAACCGCAUUCUCAUCCUUCGCCUACCUCAUCGGCGCUGUACGAUGCGCAGUACUCGCCCUAUCGACAUCUCCGAAAAUGGCAGUCAAGGAAGACUCGAUGCAAGUCAUCCAGGCCGCCGACUCCAUUCUCGACGGAUGGCUGCUUCUACUGCCCAAGGAUCGCAAACAAGUCAUGGCAAAGACUGGAGAAGUUGAUGAGCUGAUGUUCCAAGCGCAUCUGCUCAUCCAUGUAGCAACUGUCGGCCUGCACCGGCCUUUUUCAGACCUGAAGUUCAACCCUAUCGAGGAUAUUUCCAGCUGCGCCCGCGACCCAGCGCCAGAUAUUCCCACCCCCGAGCUCGUCAACGUACACACCGUACGAGUCUUGCGGUCCGUUGAGGCCCAAAUCCGCCUCCUAGCCCUUCCAGUUUCAGAAUUCCACCAUACUCCAUUCACCACCUGCAUGAUCAGCGAGGGCACUCUAGCGCUGCUGUCAUCCUGCUGUUUCCUGCUCAAGGGGGUUGAGCUGACAGUCGCGAGAGCCCAGAUUCGCAUGACGAUCGGCUGUCUCAGGGCGUUGGGCGAACUGUGGCCACGCACAGCCAGGAAUGUGCGGGAGAUCCAGACGAUCGCACACCAUGUGCUAGGCCUUGAGUCAGCGAGAAAUCAUAGUACGCCCCCAUCUAGCCAAGUAGGAUCUGGCGGUGGUCAGGGAACCUCUGGGCUGGAUGCUGGAGCAUGGGGCGAUAGCAUUGACAUCGUGCCGUCUUUAAAUUCUCUUGAAGAUCUCUGUGGCUGGUACAACCUGGACAAUUUCGAUACGGAUUAUCAUUGGGAAAUGAAUAAUAUGUCAUAA
Messenger RNA from Aspergillus sclerotioniger CBS 115572, 1806 nucleotides. Its product is annotated as putative C6 transcription factor. The record is from RefSeq and is a predicted model, not a curated record. The transcript is spliced from 3 exons. Gene Ontology annotation, biological process: DNA-templated transcription; regulation of DNA-templated transcription. Lineage: Eukaryota; Fungi; Ascomycota; Eurotiomycetes; Eurotiales; Aspergillaceae. Bases 1 to 1806 code for a protein of 601 amino acids. Gene Ontology annotation, molecular function: DNA binding; DNA-binding transcription factor activity, RNA polymerase II-specific; zinc ion binding.